Cryptomeria japonica (Japanese cedar) is the source of this 749-nucleotide messenger RNA. RefSeq lists its product as uncharacterized. The record is from RefSeq and is a predicted model, not a curated record. Bases 177 to 719 code for a protein of 180 amino acids. The transcript has a single exon. NCBI's taxonomy places the organism in Eukaryota, Viridiplantae, Streptophyta, Pinopsida, Cupressales, Cupressaceae.
CAACACAACAACAUUUAAAUCUUCUUUUUCUUUCUUCCGCCAUUAUUUUAUUUCUGUAACCGCGUACAGCUGGUACAGAAACGGCUAAAGUCUUCGCUUAUUUUUCAUAUAAAUACCAAUUCCAGGCGAUCUUUGCUCAAAGCUUGCUUUGAAAUUUUUCUGCAAGACUCGGAGAAAUGGGAGAAAGAGGAGUAAGAAAGAAGAGUGCGUGGAAUACGCUGCGAAUGACUCUGUUCAUGAUCAGAAAAUGUCUUCUGAAGCGCAAAAUUUUGCAGGAAUUAGACCUGCGCGUAAGAGGAAAAGUUUUCGCCAAGAUCUUUAAAAGUUCGAUUUUUCAUCGAACACCUGCGUAUAAUUCUCGCGGACUGAGCGGCCUGAGAGAAUAUGAAUUUUCGUGCUCCAACAGCCCUGCAACCCCUGCUUUACAACACUUUGCAAGCAGAUUAACGAGCUGCCGCCAUUUUCUUUCCUGCUUUCAGCCGGAUUUUUCCUUUGAAGACAAAUAUGAGUCCCGUAGAUUUGUGUUCAGUCCUUGCGCGAUUAAAGAAGGUGUCACCGGCCGGCCUUUUGAGAAUCCGGCACGCACAUUUCAAGAGGAAGACAAUCAAGAAGAUCGAAAAGCUGAAGAAUUUAUUGCAAGAUUUUACAGCCAAAUGAAAUUUCAGCGCCAGACUUCGCUGUUGCGGUACGAAGAGAUGUUGGCCAGAGGUGUCAACUGAACUGAGAUUACGUUUAUUAGCAUUGCAUUU